Messenger RNA from Pelodiscus sinensis (Chinese soft-shelled turtle), 2199 nucleotides. RefSeq names its product interferon kappa-like. The record is from RefSeq and is a predicted model, not a curated record. Gene Ontology annotation, cellular component: extracellular region. Gene Ontology annotation, molecular function: cytokine receptor binding. Gene Ontology annotation, biological process: defense response. NCBI's taxonomy places the organism in Eukaryota, Metazoa, Chordata, Testudines, Trionychidae.
AAGAGUGCUCCCCACGGUGCCCUCGGCGCACUUCCAAGAGUGGGAAUUCAAACACAGGUUAGAUAGACAUCUGUCAGGGAUGGUGUAGACGGAGCUUGGUCCUGCCUUGAGGGCGGGGGGCUGGACUCGAUGACCUCUCGAGGUCCCUUCCAGUCCUAUGAUUCUAUGAAAUACCGAUCCCCCGUAUCCCUGCCCAGCGUGAGUCUGACAGGUAGGAAGGCUGCAGGUACAAGUCCGAGAGCUCAGAUUGCCUACUCAAAAUGAACACUGCUGUAUGGAAACAGCUUGGGAGUCAGAAGAGAAUUAGGUUUCCACAGUCCAAGAACUGACUCAUGUAGAUCUCAGAAGGCAACACCCCAGGCUGCAUGACUCUGCUGGAGAAGCGUAGUGCCUGAGCGGUUCCAACAUUUCUGUGCUUCCUGUACAAAGGUCAGAGGUCAAACAUCCCAGGGUCUCUAACGAUGUCGGGCAGAAAGGAGACGUUUAAAAGCGCGGGGGAAAACCAUGGACACAGGUAUGGAAUUGUCAGAAGAUGCGAAGUCACCAAAUGGAAAGUGAAAAUGAAAACAGGGAAAUUUUAAGAGCUAGAAAAUGAUGAAAGGAAAAAUAUCCCAGCAAAUAAAGUCGGGGACAUGGAGGGCUUGCACAGAUCGCAGGCAUCUCUCAGGCCACACUUACUUUGGCUUAAGCUGUGUGAGACAUUAUCAUGGCUACCAAGACUCAAGGACGCCUGUGCCUGUGGCAGCUUUGCCAAUUAUUGCUGUUCUCCGCUGGAGUCAUGUCACUGGACUGUAACCUACUCCAUCACCAGCAAAGCAAAUUUAACCGGUACAGCCUACAACUGCUGCAAAAAACGGGCAGAUCAUUUCCUUUGGAGUGUCUGGGAGACCUGACAGCCUUCCAGUUUCCUGAGAAGGUGCUGAAGCACAAGUUUCCACAGCAUGCCCAGAUGGCUGCCCAUGAAAUUCUCCAGCAGCUCUUUGGCAUCUUCAGUAGGAACCUGCUCCAAACUCGCUGGGAAAAGGGAGAUGUGGAGCUGUUUCGGAAUGGGCUCCAUCUGCAGACCAAACACCUCGAGAAAUGCCUAUCUACUAAGGGAGGGCGCCCCAUUCUGAGACUGAAGAGAUACUUCCAGAGGAUCAAAGAUUUCCUCGAGAAGAAGAAAUACAGCACCUGUGCCUGGGAGACUGUCCGACUGGAAGCGCAGAGAUGUUUUCUAUAUAUGGACAAGCUCACGGUCAUGAUGAAAAACUAGGUGACAAACAUUUUACUGUAUUUGAGAAGUUUGGGAGAAGCAAAGAACUGGGAGCAAGAAAGCAGCUGACUUCAAACUGAUAACAGACCCUGUGACCCUUUUCCAUUCCAUAUAUUUUUGACUGUUUCUCCUCUACAAAAUGGAUAAUAUGGCAUAUACUUUAGUGGGUGGGGUUGAUUGCUUUAAGUGCUCUGAAGACAAAAGAAGCUACAGAACUAUAUGAAUGCACUUCAUGUAUUAUGUACACAGCCUCAUCCAAAAGCUAAAAAAAAAUGUUACAGUCUAUUUUGCAUGGGAAAAAUAUGUUUCAAAUGUUAUUUAUUUUCUUUGUGCAUUGUCAAAAAUUAAUCCUAAGUGUGAUACUGGGGAUUGUUACAGCUAUAUUUAUUUAUAUUUAUUUACCUAUAGCUAUUAUAUUUUUAAAAUAAAAUGUUUGACAAAAAAAUGAACUGAUUGGAAUGAAUGUGUUCUGUGAGCCGCUGUUCCCAAUGCUUCUGUGAGCCUCACAAUGUUUAUUAAUGGAAUGUAACUUGUAUUAGGCUAAGGUAGUGGUGGUACCUGGACCUCAGUGGUUCAGAAGUCAAAUUAGCAGUCAAUGUUACCCAAAGGAGGGACAGAUGGAUGAGAGCGGGGGAGGGUGUCAUUCUCAGAGGAAAAUGACUGACCAUGUUAUUUUAUCAAUUACAACUGCUAACACCACAGUAAAAACACCCUGGUUAAUUAAAUCAGACUGUUUUGCUGGCUUGUGCUGCAAAGCUGCAAGAGACACGUUAAAGCUGAAGUUCACAAGCCUGAGUAUCACUGGCUUAAGGAUCUAACCAGAGGCAGCAGUUUUCAGGGGCAACCAAAGUAGGGCAGAAUCAUAAUGGAUGGAAAUUGGAAACAAAAUUAGAGCCUUCCCGGAUAUCGCCAGAUCCGCAACGGGUGGCAGAUCACACAAUCAG